AUGGCUCAAUCAACGAACCAGAACCUUCUACAGGAGAUAGACGGAAGAAUUAACAUCGAUAUCGACUCAUUAGACAAUGGAUUCCUAAGGUCUCUGUCCAUCACUCCAAAUGAUCAGACGUGCAAUCCAAGAUGGUUGUCAGUACAGGUGGAGGAUCCGUCAAGUUCCGAUCUUCUCAAGACCACGGCACUUGAACUGCAGGGAGAUGGCUUUCUUGCUGUGGGCACUCGAUUGGCCGUCCGCUUUUGCCGUCAAAAUAUCCCGUUCAUCAAGGGCCGGGUCUUGGUUCAAACGAGCCCCUCGGCAGCAUACGACUGUCAAAAGACUCUGGACCAUGCGCGUCUGUUUGCCUCCGAGUUUGAACGGGCUGAGAUCCCAAAGGAUCGCUAUUGCAUAAAAAUCAUGGCUACCGGUCCAGGACUGAGCGCGGCGAAGAUCCUGAAUGGCGAAGGCAUCUCGACGCUAGGAACAGGUGUUUUCAGCGUUGCUCAGGCAAUUGCGUGCAGUCAGGCUGGGUGUUUGUUUAUCAGCCCUUACUAUAAUGAGAUACGAACAUACCUUAACCCGUCAUUGUGGCCUGAUGUUGCUGAUCCAGCACUGGAGCAUCCCUUUUCUCACCGCAUUGCUCAGAUGGUCCAAGCAUAUAAGGAUUUGUUCAAGCAAACGGGAAAUCAGCAACCAUUGAUAAAGAAUGCUGGGUUUUUCUCAUACCGGGAAGUCAUCGCCACAGCUGAGCUAGGCUGCCAUUCUGCCACAUUAUCCAAGGACAAUCUUGAGGAAUUACAAGACAUGGAAUCUACAAAAGUGGCUUUGCCGGUUGGCGUGAAAAUUGCUAGCCUGAGAAGCCCUUACUCUGAUGAUGCCGAGAUUCUCUCGCCAAGGUUGAAGCAACUCAUGACUAGUGAUCCGCUUGCAACUCUUCGCCCUGGGGAAACAUGGUCACCAACCGAUAUAAACCUCGACUACUUGGCAAACGGGGGGCAGAUCCUGGAAGAAGUAUUGGCAAAGGACGAGGCAGCUACACGAAUGGUUCGCGAUGCUCUUGAGUUGUUUAUGUACUCUGAAGCAGAAAUGCAGAAAGUCAUUGAGGCAGUGUGGUCAAGGGCAAGUUUGUAA
Messenger RNA from Thyridium curvatum, 1116 nucleotides. RefSeq lists its product as uncharacterized. Bases 1 to 1116 code for a protein of 371 amino acids. Gene Ontology annotation, molecular function: transaldolase activity. Lineage: Eukaryota; Fungi; Ascomycota; Sordariomycetes; Thyridiales; Thyridiaceae. The transcript has 5 exons. The record is from RefSeq and is a predicted model, not a curated record. Gene Ontology annotation, biological process: carbohydrate metabolic process; pentose-phosphate shunt, non-oxidative branch. Gene Ontology annotation, cellular component: intracellular anatomical structure.